AUGCGUACCACUUGGUUUCUCUCAACGGCACUAGCUGCCCUCGUCACUGCGGACGAAUCAACCAGAAUCAACUAUUUCGGCGGUGGAAUGCAAUGGGCUCAUUCACUCAGCCUCCACCCAUGGACCAGCACCGCUGCCAGCGUCGCUGGGAUCAAUGCCGUCGCCACCACCUACGAAAUCAGAUGUCUGAGCGAUGCGCCCAGGUCUGAUUGUGAAAUCGCGACUCCCUGGACCAUGAUCCAGGGCCCAAGCACCUACAGUCUCACUGGUGUAUAUACCUCGUCGGGCUCGGGAUCAGUCAAUGCUGUGACUGGAACCCAGAACUUUGAUUGCACUUUCGCGAAGGCCACCCAGUCUCCUUCCUGUUCGUUUAGCGUGAAAGUCACUGGCACCGCCGCUGGCGUUUCUACCUCUACCUCUACCUCCACCUCCACCAAGAACCUGCCAACGGAGUCCUACACCUCCUACGGGAUCGAUGUCACGGCAGGAACGGCUUCGUUCACUGCCAGCCAGGCAACCCAGACUCCCAAUGCGGGGGCUGCUAUGGCUACUGCUGCGCCAAUGGGGGCAGCUGCCGUUGUGGUGGUUGUUGCCAUGCUCUAG
Messenger RNA from Penicillium mononematosum, 603 nucleotides. RefSeq lists its product as uncharacterized. The record is from RefSeq and is a predicted model, not a curated record. The transcript has a single exon. The coding region runs from base 1 to 603 and encodes 200 amino acids. Lineage: Eukaryota; Fungi; Ascomycota; Eurotiomycetes; Eurotiales; Aspergillaceae.